AUGGCACAGAAUGGUCGCCAUUCUCGGCCUUUCUACUGUCGUGAAUGGGUGUUCGAAAAAAUUCAAGCUUGCCUUGAGCGAAGACAACGAAAAGAAGAUACAAAGACUAAAGGAGCAUUUGUUCUUGGCGGCCCUGGUUCGGGCAAAACCACCAUUUUACGUGAGCUUGUGUCUCCGAGAACUAAAGAGGGCAUUCAGAUAAAGCUUUCGAGGAAGGUUGUUGUUUCUCAUUUUUGCCAAGCCCAAAACGCGCUCUCUGUUUCGGUUGCUGAUUUCAUUUCAAGUUUUGCCCAGCAACUUGCUAAAGCAGAACCACUCAAGUCCUACGCUGCUAAAUUUAAUGAACCGGAAAUUCAAAAUCAUCUCACAACUGAACAGUGCGUAAGAAAUCCGGACCGAUCUUUUAAAGAAGGAGUUCUGCUUCCAUUGAAUUCUCUGCCACCUCCUCAAGAAGUGUUUCUAGUUGUCGUGGACGCCAUAGAUGAAUCUUUCCUGCAUUCUUUCGAUUCCGGCGUUUCAUCUGGAAGCAGAACUGUUGCUGAAUUAAUGGCUACCCAUCACGAUCUUUUCCCGUCUUGGCUUUUCCUUGUUGUCAGUGCGAGAAAACAGUCCAAAACAGUAACGAGGAUGUUUACAGGAUUUCGAAAAUUAACUUUAGAUGAUCUUCGAAGGGCACAUGUGGUCAAAGACAUUCAACAGUACAUUUUAAAUCGUUUGGAUGAUGAACCAAAUUUGAGAAAGCAUUUGACCAGGGAGACUGCUGAAGCUUUUAAUCAGCUUCACAUCAAAAGCAAUGGCUGCCUUCUUUACCUAGAAAAAUUGUUGGAUGGUGUUGUGGAUGAAUUUUUUACCCUGGAUGAAACACAAGAGAUUCCAGGUUCAUUAUCUGGUCUGUACAUGUGGCUUUGCAACAGGCUAUUCACAGAGGAACAAAUUGAGAAAAUUCGUUCAGUUCUGAAUGUGAUAUUGGCUGCGCAAAGGCCUCUUAAUGAUUCAGAAAUGUUUGAAGCAGUUUGGACAAAAGACACAGAACUAACCAUGGAAGAAUUUCUGGAAACUCUGGAUCUUAUGUCGCAUCACAUCCUAACUGAACAGAAUGGUGCAAAGAGCAUCUCUCAUUUAUCCUUUGCUGAGUGGUUGCUUGACAUAAAGCACUGCACACCAAAGUUUCUAUGCAGUCCGGCAGAUGGACAUGCAAUGUUAGCAUUGUAUUAUACUCUGCUCUCUCAAAGACAACAACUUACAAAUCCUCAUGAACUUGCGUUUCAUUUGAGCCGGGCAUCUUUUAGGGAAUUUUUUUCACAAGAUCAUCUUGCUUUGUGGCUGUUAUGGAGUGGAACGCAAAUUGCUGACUUGCAGCUCAAUACAGAUGCUUUGAAUCAGGAAGUUGUUCAGCUUCUUGUAAAUGCUGGAGCCAAAGUGAAGGAGCUUGAAGAACAGGAAUCUGCCUUUGCACCCGAGACAGCAGAGUCUGUUAAAGCUCUGUUAGAAAAGGGGACAUCGGUUGAUCGUGUUGACAGUGCUGGGCGUACAUUGUUGUGCAAUGCCGCAUUUAAUGGAAAUGUUGAAGUCGUGAGGCUUCUUAUCAAGCAUGGCGCAAAUGUAAACUUCUCAGACACAUCUGGACAAUCACCACUUAUGCUAGCAUCCAGGCAAGGCCAUAAUGAAAUUGUGUACCUUCUAGUCAACUGUGGUGCGAAAGUUAAUCACUGUGCUGAUGAUGGAUGCACUGCAUUGAGAGCGGCUGCCUCUGGAGGGCAUUCUGAUGUUGUUUCUGUUCUUCUGAACCAUUCGGCACAAGUGGAUCUUGUAGAUGAUGAUCAGCGCACUGCUCUCCGAGGAGCAGCAUGGGGUGGACAUGCCGAUGUUGUUUUACAGCUUCUUCAACAUGGAGCCGAUCCAAACCUUGCUGACAAGGAAGGAAGAACUGCUCUUAUUGCUGCAGCCUACAUGGGUCAUAGGAAAGUUGUAGAAAUACUUCUUGAUAACAAGGCUGAAAUAAAUCAUGCAGACAAUGAUGGGAGAACUGCUUUAGCGGUGACUGUUCUUUGUGUAUCGUCAAGUGAGAAUCAUGAAGCUGUAGUGGAUCUUCUUUUGAAACGUGGUGCAGAGGUAGACCAUCCUGAUUUUGAUGGUAUAUCGCCUCUUUGCGUCUCAGCACUGGAGGGUUACUGCAAUGUAGCAAAGUUGUUGAUAAGCGCAGGAGCAGACACUGGCCACUGGGACAGAAAUGGAAGGACACCAUUGUUUGCUGCUGCUGCUAAUGGCCAUAAGGAUAUUGUUGAUUUGCUUUUGUCAAAGGCAGAAGGUUUGUAUUACACUAGGGUGAUUAAUAAAACUACAUGCAUAUUGCUAGUAAAAAAUGUAGUCAACAGCUUUCAUUUUUUACUGCUAACUCUUUCGGAACUUUUACUGUAUCUCUAGUUGAACAAAAAACUUAAACCUUGUAAUAAAAGUGACGCUUUCUGUUUCAUUGAACGUUCACUUCUGCACUUUUUUGUUGAGGAACAAAACUCUGUUCUGUGAACAUGACAUGGUUUAAGUUUUGAUUGUAGAAUUUCAAAUCAUAGAGAUAGAAUAGAACUGACAAAGUUACAUUAAAAAUCAAUAAAUGUGUGUCUGUAUUGUUAGAAGACAUAGAGAGAGACCCUGAUGAUACUUACUGAAAUUCCUGUCUGCCUUUAACACUUAUGGAAUGAUGUUUUUCAAACGUUUUUUUUUUAUCUCUUUUUUCAGAGGGAAAGCCUGAUCCUUCUGGCUGGACAUCACCAAAGUUUUCCAUGUUUCGUCCUGAUCACAACGGGUGGAAUCCGUUGAUGGUGGCCGCACAUCAAGGUACUAAAGAUCCUUGGCCAGAUUUCUUAAGUGCUUUGAAAAUACAGUGGAGGCAUGUGUGGCCGAACGGUUAACACCUUGAACUCCAGAUCUGGAGGGUUCAAGCCUCCCCUGCUAUGUUGUUUCCUUAGACAUGGAACUUUACUCAACUUUGUCUCUCUUCACCCAGGUGUAUAAAUGGGUACUAGCGAGAUACUGCUGGGAGGUAACCCUGUGAUAGGCCAUCAUCCCAUCCAAGGGGGAGUAGCAAUACUCCUAGGCAUGCUUCAUGCUAGUGAAACCAGGAUAAGCUCCAGCUGUUUGGGCCUUUGGCUUUUGUGCACCUUUACCUUCACCCUGACCUUGGGAAAACAGUCCUGUAUUUUUUUCUAUGUUUAGUUAAACUUUCAAAAGUUGUUUUGAGUGCAAGCCCUUCACCCCAUGUUAUCAAGGACUUUUGCUUUGCUUUUGACAAAUUAAAAGAGUUGGGAUAAGAACAAUAAUGAAGUUUGAAACAGCAUGAAUUCACUUCCAUUACCGUUGUCAUUGCUCAAGCUCCCUAAUGUCGGAAGGGGUGAGGUGGGUGGAGCCUCUGGUUCCAUCUAUGCACAAUAAUUUUGAAAAUAACCUUUGAUCAGGUGGUCCGUCUUCCUUUUUUUUCCUUAGAAAGCCUAAUUGCAGGUAAUUUUAACAAUUUCCCUUAAGGAGAGGAGCUAAAAUUAAUUUAUGUAAUGACAGGGCACAGGAAUACAGUUUUGUCACUCAUAGAAGCAAAUGUUGAUAUCAAUGCACUGGACCCUGAUGGUAGAUCAGCCCUCAUGCUGGCUGCUCAAGAAGGCCAUGAUGAUGUUGUGUCAGUACUGAUAGAACAUGGAGCUCCCAUUGAACAAGCAUCUUCUGAUGGCCGCACAGCUCUGCAUUUUGCUGCCAUGGAGGGGCAUGAGGCCUGUGUCCAACACCUUGUCAGUCUUGGUGGUGAUGUAAAUCAUCAAGACAGCCUUGGACGCACUCCUCUCUUUGCUGUCUCCAUUGAAGAAAACAAGUCAAUGAUUGAACUUCUGUUAGAUCUAGGAAGUUUUGUCGACAGUAAGGACACUGAAGGAAGAAGUCCCCUGCAUGCUGUUGCUUGGAAAGGUUCUUAUGAACUAGUGGAGUUGUUGCUUGACAAAGGAGCGGCAGUGAAUCACGCGGAUUGCGAAGGUCGCACAGCACUGAUGUCAGCAGCCUGGAAAGGUCAUGUGUCUACAGUACAGCUAUUAAUUCAACGUGGUGCCAAGGUGGAUAAGAUGUCUAAUGAGGGUGCCACAUCUCUUUGUAUUGCUUCACAAGAAGGGCAUGAUGAAGUGGUGCAGAUUUUAUUAGAACAUGAAGCCAACAUGAAUCACGCAGACAAGCUUGGAAGAACUCCAAUGCAAGUUGCUUAUGAAGCAGGUAAAUAGACUUCUUUCAGUGUGCUUUCUUAACAUUGCUUCAUUAGCAAACCUUUGUUUACAAUUUUUGCCACAUUUGCAGAUGCUUCUCAUUUUGUAACAAAUUUACAACAAUUUCAGUUCUCAAUAUUCUGUGAACAAAGCACAGUUAGCUUUUUCUGUAUUGUUGUCUACAGUAAAAAAAAAAACUUAACAAUUUUAUGAAGAAUAUGUGGGCUCAUUAUCAAACUUACUUCCCAGAACUUUUGUUUAUUCUGGCCCUGAUAUUUGACAUUUGACAUUUGAGGGGCUGUUUAUAUGAUGUCAGACUUUCAUUCUGGAACGAGUUUUGUUUUGUUAGCUGUCAACAACCAUCGUUGUAAGCAGACUGGAAAAUAAAUAAUGAUCCAGAUACAGUUGGUUGAAUUUCAAAAACAUACAUCAUGUACUUAGUUACCAUUUGCCAACUUCACCAAGCUAAAGCUUUUCUUUGUAAAUAUUUCAGGUUUUAAAGCUUAAAAUGCUCUAAAACACAAUUGCACGCCACAUCAAACAACACCUUUGCAUCCACCAUUUGAAUUGUGCUCCAGGAAAAUAAAUACAUGCUGCCUGCUCAAUUUGAGUAGGUAAUGAUCUGGAUGGUGGUAUUUGACAAUAGCAAACUCAUGUGUCUAGCUGUCUGUUUGGGGGAGGAUUGCGGUCUCAUUUCCUGAGCAGCAGCUGAUAAUCGAGCCUAACACCUGAAUUAACUAGUUUUCUUUCUCUAAUUGACCAGGUCAUACAAGAGUAACUAAAGUGUUGGAGGCAUUCAGUGUAAUGAGACUUAAUGAUGGAAACUUCACCAGUACACUAAAGAGAAAGUUGUCAUCAGCUCAAUCAGAGAGUGGUAGUACGGUCUCAAAUAGCAGUCUCACAGAGAAACCUCAAAGAUCUGAUAGUGUCUCUUCAUCAAACAGCUCUGAUUCCCUGGCUGCAUCAAGAAAGGAACUGGAAGUUCCAGGAUCGCCACAGUUUGGGCCGCACGGAGAGUUGUUAGAAGAAAGACGUUACUCAGCCAGUUUCCGUGACUUGCACUCUGUUCAAGCAAUGAAAGAACCUUGGGGUGGAGCUUGCCCCCCUUAUACGUCAGAAACGAAUGUCCUUGAACCACCGCCAUAUACAGAGAAGCCAGUGAGAACUUCCCUUGUGGAGGAUGAUGUGGUUGCAACUAAGCCCUUGCCACAGAGCAAGCAGAAACAGUUUUCCCUACUGCACAAAAUGAGACAGAAGGGUAAAAGUGCUUUUACUUCAAGCAGUUCCCAGGGUCAGGAGAAACGUGGGAAAACUGCCGCGAAAGUUAAAAGUCCUACUGAAAAACGAGGAUUUAUUUCUGGUAUCAAGAAGCUAGGAGUAAGUUCAUCUCAUAGCGCUAGCUCAUCAAAAUCUCGUGAUGGAAAAACUGGUAACUUAAAAGACCCAAAGGAGUCAUUUGAAACAAAAAUAUGA
This is a messenger RNA of Porites evermanni, 5708 nucleotides long. Lineage: Eukaryota; Metazoa; Cnidaria; Anthozoa; Scleractinia; Poritidae. The record is from the annotation of a GenBank genome assembly.